Sesamum indicum (sesame) is the source of this 794-nucleotide messenger RNA. The record is from RefSeq and is a predicted model, not a curated record. NCBI's taxonomy places the organism in Eukaryota, Viridiplantae, Streptophyta, Magnoliopsida, Lamiales, Pedaliaceae.
AUGGGAAGGCUGUUUCUGAUUUAUCUGGAAGGCAACAAGUAUACUUGCAAGCACUGCCAAACGCAUCUUGCUCUCUCCGAUGACAUUAUUUCUAAGUCUUUCCACUGCAGGCAUGGGAAGGCUUAUCUCUUUGAUAAAGUUGUGAAUGUUACUGUUGGGGAGAAAGAAGAGCGGAUGAUGAUGACCGGAAUGCACACAGUUGUUGACAUAUUCUGCGUGGGAUGUGGCUCAAUUGUGGGAUGGAAAUAUGAAGCUGCUCAUGAGAAGAGCCAAAAAUACAAAGUAGGAAAGUUCAUCCUUGAGAGGUUUAAAGUAUUGGGCCCUGAUGGAAGCAACUAUUCGAUCACUCAAGAUACCCAGAUGGCUGGAAGCGAUGCUGAUGAUGUCUGAUUAUUUUUUGGAGUUCUGACCAUUCAGCUCUUUUGAAAUGUACAUCCUCGGACUGAACGUUUCCUUUCUUGCUGCUAAUUCCAAUAUGCAUCUAGUGGUUAACUGGAGAGCAGUUCUGUUGGAUGUGUUUUUGAAUGGCCAUCAUUUCUAGAACUGAAUCUAACGUGAUUUAUGACUUGAAUCAUUUUGCUACCCACUUUGGGUACCAGUACAUAAACGGGGAAGACGUAUGUCUUGAUCGGAUACAGGAGUAUGUUUGAGCGAUUAUACAUCUGCUUUGUUGUCCUACUUACAUUAUUUCGACAAUUUCCAAAUGGGCUUUUCUUUCUUCCGCAAGUCAAUAGUUUGGUGUUAUACCCAUUUGGUUCUAGGCAUUAACCCAGAUAUCCUAUGGCUUCAUCUAA